Molecule: messenger RNA, 652 nt
Organism: Ipomoea triloba (trilobed morning glory)
Lineage: Eukaryota; Viridiplantae; Streptophyta; Magnoliopsida; Solanales; Convolvulaceae
Exons: 2
Coding region: 57-578 (173 amino acids)
Source: RefSeq, a predicted model, not a curated record
CAUAAUUUUCUUACACCCACAACACAUUACUCAUUCCAUACCACAUAGUAUCUCCCAUGGCCGCCAAUUCCCAUUAUUUCACCCUGGUUUUUGCAGCCCUUUUCCUUGUGGUAGCAUGGGCGUCUCAAGCCACUGCCCGUACCCUCGAAGAACCUUCCAUUCUCGAGCACCAUGGAAGGUGGAUGGCUCGCCAUGGACGUUCAUACAAAUAUCAUCAUGUCAAGAAGGCAAAGCGGUUCAAGUUUCUCGAGACUUUCAAUAAUGUCAGUUCGACUAAAGUUCGUAACCCUUUUGACCCGUUGAACAACGCUGCUGCUGGCGGUGAGACUACAGAUCCUGAAGAAGAAGAAGAAGAAGAAAACUGCGAUGAAAAUGGAAAACGGCUUUGGGUGCCGUUUCUGAUAUCGGGGGUGCUGUUUGUGCUGCUGCAACCGGGUCUGAUUGUCCAGAUUCCGGGAGAAAAACGGUUUAUUGAGUUCAGAACCAUGAAGACCAGUGGCAGGGCUAUAUUGGUUCACACUUUGAUAUUCAUCUUUAUCUGUGUUAUUAUCAUCUUGAUCUUUCGUGAUCGCUUCUGAUCUAUUUAUAUGCAUGAUUAUCCUAGUACUUGGGUUCUUCUAAUUAAUCUGUAAUCAUAUUUCCAGUAUUUUUA